CAUCCAGUCAUAUUAUCAGGUUUGCUUUCUCACUUUCUGUACACUUUUACGUAUAUAUGCUUCAAUUGCGUACUCAAAACCGUGUGCAACUUGUUUUUGAGUAGAAGUGGUAUGCUGGAAGGUAUGCCCUGAAUUAUUAUCUGUUCUGUCCUGAAGUGUGGACUUUUACCAUGAUAAUGAUUCCAGUGUCAUCAUAAUUUUCACUGUACCAUGUUCUAAGUUAUUGAUGAGGCUUCACAACCAAGCGUGCAUUGGUAAGUAUAUCUCUAGAUGAAUGCAAAGGGAAAGUGAAAAGAUGUUGGAGGGAGAAUUGAUAAGAAGAAAAGUAGCAAAAUGAAGUAGAUAAUUCCUUUGGAUGAUUAUACUGAUAAUGAUGACUUCAUGGUACUGUUAAUUGUGAUCCUCUGGUGUCCAUGGUUGCUGUCUAAUUUUUAUCUUCCUGAUCUAUUGUAUUACCGGAGCUGUCUUAUCAUCGACAAAUUUUGUACUAGCAUUGCCAAUGUGGACCUUACCAGGGGCAUGGCCACUUAUAUAUGCUAUUGCAUCGCAUGUUAUUCCUGCUUAUUUAUGCAUUGUCGUUGACUUCCAUUUGCUUAGUUGGUCCCGUCUCUUUAAAUUUUGUCAAGUCCUUUCCUCCUCAAAUUUGUAUAGGUCUAUAUUUAUCGGAGUUGUGGACCAAAGAACACACACAUGGUCUCUCUCUCUCUCUCUCUCUCUCUUCUCAACAUUGCUUGAUUUUACUCCUGUCUCAAGUUUCAAUUCUACAUCCUAGCUCUCCCAAGAUAGCAUUCGGAAAUGUUUCUGAAGGUGCAGUUGCCGUGGAACGUGAUCAUUUCGGCAGAAAACCUGGACGCAAGGGGACUAAUGCUGCAAAGGUCCAUCCUAAUACGCCUCUUAGACGACUUCGCGUGUAAGAAGGCAACAAAGGACCUGGGUUAUUUCCUUGCUGUGAUGACCCUGGAAAGCAUCGGCGAAGGGAAAGUGAGACAACAUUCUGGAGACGUCCUUUUCCCCGUGGUCUUCAGCGGCAUCACCUUCAAGCUUUUCCGGGGAGAAAUCCUGGACGGAGUCGUGCACAAGGUCCUCAAGCACGGGGUCUUCUUGAGAUGCGGGCCUGUCGAGAAUGUCUACCUCUCCAACUUGAAGAUGGCUGACUACAAGUAUGUGCCUGGGGAGAAUCCUGUCUUCCUGAACGACAAGCUUUCCAAGAUUGGUAAAGAUGUGACUGUCCGAUUCAUGGUGAUCGGAACAAAGUGGCUCGAGGUGGAGAGGGAGUUUCAGGCAUUGGUCAGCUUGGACGGUGAUUUCUUAGGACCUGUUUCAUAGUAAGCUUGUCACAUAACUGGCAUGUCUCUAUGAUGCGGUUUCCUCUGUAAAUGAAUCACUUUGAAUGGGUUCUUCUAUUUUCUAAUGGUUCUGCUGGUUGUGACCUGUGGAGGGAGUGGCAUACCGCAACCUGUUCAACUAGCUUUAGCUAGUUAAUAUUUUUAAGCAUUACGGUCAGAUGCCACCGGACCCGUUAAUUCACUCCGUUUAUUGACUGGCUUUAGCAAGUUAAACAGUGAUGUUUGUAUGAUA
Molecule: messenger RNA, 1578 nt
Organism: Syzygium oleosum
Lineage: Eukaryota; Viridiplantae; Streptophyta; Magnoliopsida; Myrtales; Myrtaceae
Product: DNA-directed RNA polymerase V subunit 7-like
Exons: 2
Coding region: 796-1326 (176 amino acids)
Biological process (GO): DNA-templated transcription initiation
Molecular function (GO): single-stranded DNA binding; single-stranded RNA binding
Source: RefSeq, a predicted model, not a curated record